AUGACCAUGAGGAGCCUCAUGGCCUUAGCAAGUCGAUGGUCUCGCCCGCAGCUGUUGCUGCGCGCCCGCUCACUCAUCCAACCACACGAUCUCCGACCGAGCGUCAUCGAUCAGCUUACGGGAAAGGAGGUGGCCGCAACCUUUGAUGGCUUGGGACGGGAAUUGCCAGAUGUAGACCUCAGGCGGAAAUUCUCUCCAAAGGAGAUUGAGGCCAUUAAGCAGGCUAGUGAUGAUGCAGGCGGUAUCCUGGUGUUCACCAAUCAGAGUCCCGACCUAUCCGUCCAGGACCAGGUUCGUUUUGGGCAGCUCAUAGCGGACUCAGACAAGACAUGCAUCGAGCCACACGCCGUGGCCGAGGGACACAAGGAUGCCCCUGAGGUCCUUGAGAUCGUGCGUGAGCCGACAGCUUCCGUCGUCUUUGGCGAGAAUUGGCACAGUGACAACAGCUUCAUGGAGAAGACGUGCUCUUACAGCAUUUUGCGAGGCUGGGUCGUCCCGCGGCUUGGAGUCAACGACACCCUCUUCUCCUCAACCGAGGCAGCCUACGACCUGCUCCCACCAGCGAUGCAGCGCCUGCUCUUGGACCUCAACGCGUACCACUCGGCCAACAAGGCCUAUGGCUUGGGCCAUCCAGGCAACUCGCGUGCAGCCAUGGAGAAGACUGCCGGCGGCGCCCAUGCCAUGCAGUGGAAGCCUCAUGCCCCGAUUCUGCAGAAGGAUGUGCUCCAACCAAUCGUCACGGUCCACCCGCGCACGGGGCGUCGCAACCUCUUCGUGAGCCCAACCUUCACGACGCACAUUGAAGGCAUGAGCUUGGCUGAGUCACGCAGCAUCCUUCGCUUCAUCUACGAGUGGUGUGCGCGACCGGAGUUCUGCACCCGUGUCUCAUGGCAGCCAAACCAGGUGGUCAUGUGGGACAACCGCUCCCUCUCGCACAAAGGUUUGGCGGACGACGUCAGUGAGCUGCGCAUCGUGCAGCGCGUGAGCAUUCGGGGCACAUCGCCCAUGAACCAUCGGGGCCAGCAUUUCUCCUUGUCCCACAAGGUCGACGCGGCAGGCGCUGGAGUCUUCGACUGGCGAGAUCAGCAGAUGCAAACGCAAAACUGA
Messenger RNA from Symbiodinium natans, 1107 nucleotides. NCBI's taxonomy places the organism in Eukaryota, Dinophyceae, Suessiales, Symbiodiniaceae. The record is from the annotation of a GenBank genome assembly.